Messenger RNA from Hemiscyllium ocellatum (epaulette shark), 1664 nucleotides. RefSeq names its product interferon gamma receptor 1-like (gene ifngr1l). The record is from RefSeq and is a predicted model, not a curated record. Gene Ontology annotation, molecular function: protein binding. Bases 349 to 1437 code for a protein of 362 amino acids. Lineage: Eukaryota; Metazoa; Chordata; Chondrichthyes; Orectolobiformes; Hemiscylliidae. The transcript has 7 exons.
CACCAUCCCGCCCACAGACAUCACACACACACAGACACACAAACCGCUCUGUCUGACUGCAGAUUGGACACACUGGGUAGGGGUAUGCCCAGUUUUAGUUGCUGGUAAAGUUUUUUUUUAAAAAAACACUGAAUUACCAACAAAACCGCGGCCCUGGGUUAGUGACUGAAACCCUACUUCUCCUUAUUAUGCUGAGCUGGUCAGAGAAAACCCCGGAUAAACCGAGGGUGAGCAGUUGCUGGGAAAUAACAGUGGAAACGAAAACAGAAAGUGAAAUCCCCUUCAUGUUGACGCCUAUAUUGCAGCGAGAAAGAUCGGGAUAUGUCUCUUUGAAGUCGGCUGGACGGGAUGUUUCGGACUGGAUUCCUACCCUUGGCCUUAUCUCUAUGCCUGUGCGGUGUGUCCUGGAACAGACUGCAGGUCUCCGCCACGGAAUCGAGUGAGAACAUUCUGAAUGCAAGUUAUCAUAAACCUUCUCCUCCAGUGAACUUGUCUUUGAAGUCACACAAUUUUAAGACCGUACUAACAUGGACUUAUGUAAAUAAGACAUCUGAAGCAACAAACUUUACUGUCCAGUUCAGGGAUUACCAGACUGCUCAAUGGCAGCUGUUCCCACCCUGUUCGAACAUUGCUUUAUAUCACUGCGACGUCACUGAAGCCUUUAGUGUGAACCUUAGUACAUCAAAUUCCUAUUACGCCAAAGUCAAAGCAAUCACAAAAUUUGAGGAGUCACAAUUUGUCCUCACGGAAAGAUUCAGUUUUCAACAGAAUGCCACAAUAGGUGCACCCACAGUAGACAUUUCAGUUCAUGGGCACAAAGUAGUUUUGAGGUGUAUAUACCCUUUUGUUACGAAACUCACUACAGCAACUGGCCGGAAAGUAGACCAUGACUUACGGUGCGAUAUUUGUGUUUGGCAAGAAGGACACAAUGAAUUGAAAAAUUGUGCAACUCGAAAAUCAAAAUUUAAGCUUAAUAUAACACAACCAAAAUUCACUCCGUGUGUGUCUGCUCGAGUGAAUUCAAUGCAAUGGGAAAUGAAAACAGAAUGGUCAACACAAAAGUGUUUCCAAGUCCAAUUCUUAAGUUUGCAUGAAAAAAUUCUAUUUGGACAUGUAGCUGCGAUUGCAUUUUUCAUAGGGCUUAUAACUGUCAGCAUCAUCUGGAUAUUUGUAAAGAAGGAAUUAGUCUUACCAAAAUCUUUGAUGCUUAUUGUUAAGGCCAUCAAGCCAUAUGCUGAUAUGAAAAUCGAGGAGGAUGCAGUAUCUGUUGUGAUUAAAUGUGAGGAUGUGUGUCCAGUCGAAAGUAAUGAUUUUUAUGAGGAAGUGGCAAAGCCCAUUUCAAAUCCAGAUGUCACAGAACCACUUACUGUUGAUCUGAAAUAUGCUGGGAAGGGCUGGCCAUAUGAUCAACCUCAAACUCUGUUGAAUAUUACUUAAUUCUUCAAUUUCUAAGAGCGCACAUGUUGUAAUAUAGCUCCAUGUCCCCCAAACAUCUGGUAGAUGUUAUGCAUCAUUAUUGUGUAAUUAAUGACUUAGGGAAUUUCAUAAAAGAUUUUGUAUUUCAGGAUUGUACAACACGAAGUUUAAUAUUGGUUUAACUUACAUUGUGGUAGCAAAACUUCUCCCAGUAUUUGGGAUUUAUAUAUUCACUGUUUGGUAUGUUU